Messenger RNA from Durio zibethinus, 1679 nucleotides. RefSeq names its product heat stress transcription factor B-4-like. NCBI's taxonomy places the organism in Eukaryota, Viridiplantae, Streptophyta, Magnoliopsida, Malvales, Malvaceae. Gene Ontology annotation, biological process: regulation of transcription by RNA polymerase II. Gene Ontology annotation, molecular function: DNA-binding transcription factor activity; RNA polymerase II cis-regulatory region sequence-specific DNA binding. The record is from RefSeq and is a predicted model, not a curated record. Gene Ontology annotation, cellular component: nucleus.
ACAGUAACAACCCCCCUCUCCCCUCCUCCCAACAUUUUUAUCCCACUUAAUCCUCCUCUCCCGCUCCAAACCUCUCUAUUUUCCUCGGACCUCUCUCUUUGUCUUUCUCUCCCUCCCUUUCACUCUCUUUUCAUUAAAGAGAUAAGUCCAGCAGUUCCUGCUUUAAUCUUUCAAUGGCUCUGAUGCUUGACAAUUGUGAAGGGAUAUUACUAUCACUAGACUCCCACAAAUCAGUGCCAGCACCAUUCCUCACUAAAACCUACCAACUAGUAGAUGAUCCCACCACAGAUCACAUAGUUUCAUGGGGUGAAGAUGACACUACUUUCGUAGUUUGGAGGCCUCCUGAGUUUGCUCGUGAUCUCCUUCCAAAUUACUUCAAGCACAACAAUUUCUCUAGUUUUGUCAGACAACUCAACACUUACGGUUUUAGGAAGAUUGUACCAGACAGAUGGGAGUUUGCCAACGAGUUCUUCAAGAAAGGAGAAAAACAUUUGCUUUGCGAGAUCCAUAGAAGAAAAACUGCGCAGCCACAAGUGUCUAUAAACCAUCAUCACCAUCAUCACCCACAUUCUCCUUUGGUUAAUGCCCCGAGUUUCUUUCCAUUUCCAAGCCGAGUCAGCAUCUCUCCAGCUGACUCAGAUGAACAAGCCAACUGGUGUGACUCACCACCACUUUCUUCACCAAGAGGAGGCACUGGAGUCUCAGUUGUUGGAGGCGGCGGGGCUGGAGGCUAUAACAGCUCGGUCACAGCUUUAUCAGAGGACAAUGAGAGGCUGAGAAGAAGCAACAAUUUGCUUAUGUCUGAACUUGCCCAUAUGAGAAAGCUUUACAAUGAUAUUAUUUUUUUUGUUCAAAACCAUGUUAAGCCUGUCACUCCUAGCAAUUCAUACUCUCCUUCUUUGCUUCUUUGUGGCCCUCCUUCAUCUGGAGUUCCUUCUGUUGUUAAAACCAAUAGUGCAUUAUUGCAAAAGCCUUUGAACCAGCUCCUUGGGUAUUAUCCAAAUAGUCAAAAGCCCCAAGUUCAGGUUUUGAACUCUCCAAGUGCUACAUCGCAAAGCUCCUUGACAAUGGUGGAAGAACCAAGCAGCAAUAGUUGCAAAACAAAGCUCUUUGGAGUGCCUUUACAAUCAAAGAAGAGAUUGCACCCUGAGUACAGUGCAGCAAAUAUGGAGACUACCAAGGCACGUUUGAUCUUGGAAAAAGAUGAUUUAGGGUUGAAUCUUAUGCCUCCUUCUACAUGUUAGUUUCCCGUAUCCAUUCGAGAAUAUUCUAGCUCCCUUUUUGAACUUCUAUUUUCUUUUCUUUUUUUUUUUUUUUAGUUUUUGUUUGAUUGUGUCUGUUUAUCUCUUAGAGUCUCAUGAUAUUGUUGACGAACAAUGUCUGCUUGUGGUGUAUGGAUGUUUGUGACUGUGCAUAUAAUUUUAGUGCCGGUAAUAUUGUGUUCCCACUAGCCACAUGAAUGCAGGUGGGUUUUGGUUAGAGUGAGGAUCUAAAACAAGUUCAAAAUCUCAACACCAAUCUUUUUCCUUGAUGUUCUUCGGUUUUUCAUUGGUGCAAUUUAUUGCUCAUAUUCUUCCUUUUCCCUUUAUUCAUGAUUCCGAUGUCUGUAUGUUCCAGUUAUAUAUAUACUUGCAUUAAUGCAGGAAAGAGAGAGAGGCAGACAGAGUCCUGAUGACUCU